This is a messenger RNA of Westerdykella ornata, 3540 nucleotides long. RefSeq lists its product as uncharacterized. Gene Ontology annotation, molecular function: tRNA binding; isoleucine-tRNA ligase activity; ATP binding. The coding region runs from base 87 to 3425 and encodes 1112 amino acids. The record is from RefSeq and is a predicted model, not a curated record. The transcript is spliced from 4 exons. Gene Ontology annotation, biological process: isoleucyl-tRNA aminoacylation. Lineage: Eukaryota; Fungi; Ascomycota; Dothideomycetes; Pleosporales; Sporormiaceae.
CAAUAAUCAAUGUGUUCAGCUGCUGAGAACAUGCCUUCCAAAGAUGUGGAGGUGAGGGGCCCUCGUCGUAGAAACCAGGAACCAGGAUGACUCAGCCGCCACUUCCACAUGAGUCAAGCGUCUCCCGAAAAACAUCAACCCCUCCACAUCGCCGCCAAAACAUUGUCUCCUCUACGUUUGCGGCCAUGUCUAUUGAUUUCCCGAAGGAGGAGGAGCGCAUCCUCGCUCGCUGGAAGGAAAUUGACGCCUUCUUGCGCCAGGUUGAGCUCUCAAAAGGCAAGAAGCCAUACACCUUUUACGAUGGCCCUCCGUUCGCGACAGGUCUACCCCACUAUGGCCAUCUUCUCGCCUCUACCAUCAAAGAUAUCAUUCCUCGAUACUGGUCCAUGAAGGGCCACUACGUUGAGCGACGCUUCGGUUGGGAUACCCAUGGCGUACCUAUCGAAUAUGAGAUCGACAAGGAAUUGGGCAUGUCUGGACGAGACGCGGUGCGCGAACUGGGAAUUGCCAAGUACAACGAGAAGUGCAGGGCGAUUGUCAUGCGCUACGCCAGCGAGUGGAGACACACCAUUGACAGGCUCGGUCGGUGGAUUGACUUUGACAGAGAUUACAAGACGAUGGACCCCAAGUUCAUGGAAACCGAAUGGUGGGUGUUCAAGCGACUAUUCGACAAGGGCGCAGUGUAUCGUGGUUUCAAGGUUAUGCCCUACAGCAUGGCGCUCGGAACGCCUCUUAGCAAUUUCGAGGCCUCGCAGAACUAUAAGGACGUUCAAGAUCCAGCGGUGGUAGUAUCCUUCCCUCUUGUAGACGAUCCGACUACGAGCUUCCUCGCCUGGACGACCACGCCAUGGACGCUGCCAUCCAACACUGCACUCGCUGCACACCCUGACUUUGAGUACAUCAAGAUCCUCGAUGAAGCCUCCGGCAAACACUAUAUUCUCCUCGAAGCCCUCCUGGGCACCCUGUACAAAGACCCCAAGAAGGCGAAGUUCAAAAUUGUUCAAAAGUAUAAGGGCAAGGAUAUGCUCGGCUGGAGAUACGAGCCGCUAUUCGACUACUUCUACGAGGAGUUCAAGGAUGUUGGAUUCCGGCUGGUGAAUGCCACAUACGUUACGGCUGAUAGCGGUGUGGGUAUUGUCCAUCAAGCCCCUGCCUUUGGUGAAGAGGACUACAAGGUCGCCGUGGAAUAUGGAAUCGUCACAGAGGAUCGGCCUCCUGUCAAUCCGGUCGACGACCAGGGUUGCUUCACAUCGGCGGUUCGGGAUUUUGCAGGCCAGAACGUCAAAAAGGCCGACAAGAACAUCAUCAAGCACCUUAAGGCUCUCGGAAGGCUUGUUGUUGAUUCACAACUUACCCACAGCUACCCAUUCUGCUGGAGGUCCGACACGCCUCUAAUCUACCGGGCCGUUCCUUCCUGGUUCAUCAAGAUUCAAGACAUCAUCCCCCAAAUGUUGGAGGGCAUUCAAGAAACGCAUUGGGUGCCGUCUUUCGUCAAGGAGAAGCGAUUCGCAAACUGGAUCAUGAACUCGCCUGAUUGGGCAGUGUCGCGGAACCGUUUCUGGGGAACCCCCCUCCCUGUGUGGGUGAGUGAUGACAUGAAGGAGGUGGUGUGUGUAGGCAGCAUCGAAGAGCUGAAAAGGUUGAGCGGAUAUGAGGGCGAGAUUACCGACCUCCACCGAGACAAGAUUGACGACAUCACUAUUCCGUCCAAGCAAGGCAAGGGCGUUCUGAGGAGAAGUCCUGAGGUUUUUGACUGCUGGUUUGAGUCCGGAUCUAUGCCUUACGGUAGCGCGCACUAUCCGUUUGAGAAUGUGGAACAGUUCGAGAAGUCUUUCCCCGGUGACUUUGUCGCUGAAGGCCUGGACCAAACGCGUGGUUGGUUCUAUACGCUUACUGUCCUUGGAACGCACCUGUUCGGGAAGCUCCCCUUCAAAAACUGUGUUGUCAAUGGCAUCGUGCUUGCGGAAGACGGCAAGAAGAUGUCCAAGCGCUUGAAGAAUUACCCGGAUCCUCUCCUCAUCAUGAACAACUACGGCUCCGAUGCCCUCCGUCUGUACCUCAUCAACUCCCCAGUUGUCCGCGCCGAGACGCUCCGUUUCAAGGAGGCCGGUGUUCGGGAGGUUGUGUCGAAGGUUUUGCUGCCUCUGUGGAACAGUUACCAGUUCUUCGAACAACAAGUGGCCCUCUUGAAGAAGGUUGCUGAUCUGCACUUCGUUUUCGAUCCGUCGGCCGAGAAAGAGAACACCAAUGUACUUGACCGUUGGAUACUGGCAUCGUGCCAAUCUCUGCUCAAGUUUGUCAACGAAGAGAUGAACGGAUACCGUCUGUACACCGUGGUUCCGCGCCUGCUUACCUUGAUUGAUAACACGACCAACUGGUACAUCAAGCUCAACCGCAGGAGACUGAAGGGCGAGUACGGCUUGAAGGACACCACUCAUGCGCUUAAUACUCUCUUCGAGGUUCUCUACACGCUCUGCCGCGGUCUCGCCCCUUUCACGCCCUUCAUUACCGAUAACAUCUACCUCCGACUUCUACCCCACAUUCCAAAGGAGCUCCGCGCCGAAGAUGACCGUAGCGUCCAUUUCUUGCCAUUUCCCGAGGUCCGGGAAGAGUUGUUCGAUGAGGUUGUCGAACGCCAAUUCAAGCGCAUGCAAGCCGUUAUCGACCUUGGCCGCAUCAGCCGUGACCGUGCCAAUAAGGGUUUGAAGAUCCCUCUUAAGACCCUCGUCGUCAUCCACCCUGAUCAAGAGUACCUCGACGACAUCAAGUCGCUGGAGACGUACAUCCAAGAAGAGCUCAACGUUCGUGACCUCAUUCUCUCCAAUGAUGAAGACAAGUACAACGUGCAGUACUCAGUAUCGGCAGACUUCCCUGUCUUGGGCAAGAAGCUGAAGAAAGAUGCUGUGAAAGUCAAGAAGGCACUGCCCACGCUGAAAACCGAGGAUAUCAAGGGCUUCCUCAAGAGUGGAGAGAUCCUUGUAGAUGGCAUUCGCUUGGAGCGCGAAGAUCUGAUCGUGAAGCGUGGUCUGGCAAAGGACAACAGCAACAAGGACCAAGAAUUCAACACUGAUGACGACGUUCUCAUCAUCUUGGAUGUCGCUAGCUAUCCUGAACUUGAGCAGGAGGGCCUGGCUAGAGAGAUCAUCCGGCGCGUGCAGGUGCUGAGGAAGAAAGCUGGCCUGGUUCCCACCGACGAUGUUGGCAUGGAGUACCGGGUGCUCAGUGACCCGGAUAACAUCGGUCUUGAGGCUGCAUUUGAAAACCAGAAGGCAUUAUUCGAGAAGUCGUUACGACGAAAUGUCGAUAAGCACGUCAUUACUGAGUUGGAGGGGAAGAUUCCCGAGGGCAAACAAGAGGAGGUCAUUGUGGAGGAAGAACAAGAGUUGCACAAGGCAACGUUCUUGUUGAGGUUCGUGAAGCUGUAGAAAUAAUGAAAUAUGGGAAUCGCCAGUUGGGCCUCGUUGCUUAGAGGACCCCCUACAUCUUAUGCUGGUAUGAUAGUACGAUAGAAAUGGACGAUAUUUGAGGAGAUGCAAACUU